This is a messenger RNA of Carcharodon carcharias (great white shark), 1262 nucleotides long. It is a transcript of the gene sept3, whose product is annotated as septin 3. The record is from RefSeq and is a predicted model, not a curated record. The transcript has 10 exons. Lineage: Eukaryota; Metazoa; Chordata; Chondrichthyes; Lamniformes; Lamnidae. Gene Ontology annotation, cellular component: microtubule cytoskeleton; neuron projection; septin complex. Gene Ontology annotation, biological process: cytoskeleton-dependent cytokinesis. Gene Ontology annotation, molecular function: GTPase activity; molecular adaptor activity; GTP binding. Bases 133 to 1134 code for a protein of 333 amino acids.
UGGAGGGGAAGUAUGCCAAGCAACUCAGCACGUCACUGAUUCAUAUCAGCUAGUGUAGCUUUCAAAACAAACCACAGCGAAAGGCCCAGCUAGGGAGGCUGUUUGGAAGAGGAUAAAAAAGUGGGAACCGGGAUGUCGGAUGUGGUUCAGGAUCCUAAACCCAAGCCAGCAGUUCCCAUUAAACCAUCAGCUGUGGGCUCCCAGCUGCUGGGCUAUGUGGGAAUCGACACUAUUAUCGAGCAAAUGCGACGGAAGACGAUGAAGACUGGAUUCGAUUUUAACAUCAUGGUCGUAGGUCAGAGUGGCUUGGGCAAGUCAACACUGGUCAACACACUGUUUAAAUCCCAAGUCAGUCGGAAAUCCUGUGGCAGAAAUCGAGAAGAGAAAGUUCCUAAAACUGUGGAGAUCCGAACAGUUGGUCAUGUUAUUGAGGAGAAAGGGGUGAAAAUGAAACUGACAGUUAUCGACACACCAGGAUUUGGAGAUCAAAUCAACAAUGACAACUGCUGGGAGCCAAUUGAGAAGUAUAUCAGCGAACAGUAUGAGAAGUUCCUGAAGGAGGAGGCGAACAUCUCGAGGAAGAAGCGGAUUCCUGACACCCGGGUGCAUUGUUGCCUGUACUUCAUUUCACCCACCGGCCACUCGCUGCGGCCCCUGGAUGUCGAGUUUAUGAAGCGGCUGGGAAAAAUAAUGAACAUUAUUCCUGUCAUUGCAAAGGCUGACACAAUGACACUGGAGGAGAGGCAUGAAUUUAAACUGAGGGUGCGGAAGGAGCUAGAGGCAAAUGGUAUUGAGUUCUACCCACAGAGAGAAUUUGAUGAAGAUAUGGAAGACAAAAUGGAAAAUGACAAGAUCAGGGAAAGCAUGCCCUUUGCUAUCGUUGGCAGUGACACUGAAUAUCAAAUAAAUGGGAAAAGAGUGUUGGGAAGGAAAACGCCCUGGGGGAUCAUUGAGGUUGAGAAUGUCACUCACUGUGAGUUUCCUCUACUCCGGGACCUCAUUGUUAGGACUCACCUCCAAGACCUGAAGGAGGUGACGCACAACAUUUUUUACGAGACAUAUCGGGCUAAGAGGCUGAAUGAAAACGGGAACCUGGCCAACGACACAGGGGAAGUGCACGAGAGUAACCUCUGAGCCCACCGAGAACAACAAAAAUCUUCAGUCACUGGAACCUUGUGUAAAAUCUCAUUUUUGUAAGAGUGAAGCCAAACCUGUCACUGAAAAAGAGUGAAGCCCUUUAAAUUUUGACCGCUUGCUCACUU